GAUGUGUCGAGACACCACCGAGUCCAUCGGCGAACCGAACAAGGCACGUUCCCCACCACAGAAACAAGAAAGCGGAAACCCCACACCGCUGCCGCUGCGAAGGAGAACCGAGGAGAAAGAUCCGGACGAUACGAGCUCAGCAGCUCCCGUCGCAUCGCAUCGCAUCGCCCCGGCGACACCCGCCCGCUGCUUCCCUCGUCCUCAGCUCUCCCGAAUCGCCGCCGGCCGAGAGGCCAUUGGAUUCGUGGCGUUGGCGAGCGUGGUCGCAAGGAGAGGAGGGGCGGCGGCGGCGGCGGCGGCGACUGUUCGCGGGAUGAGCUUCGGCGGCGCCAGCUCCGUCGCGGCCGGUGGGAAGCGGCCGUUCGAGUACGGGAGGACGCAUGUGGUGAGGCCCAAGGGCGCGCACAAGGCCACCAUCGUCUGGCUCCACGGCCUCGGCGACAAUGGAGCCAGCUGGUCUCAACUGUUGGAAACUCUUCCCCUUCCUAAUAUAAAAUGGAUUUGCCCAACUGCACCUACGAGGCCUGUGGCAAUUUUUGGUGGAUUCCCAUCUACUGCAUGGUUUGAUGUUGCUGAUCUUUCAGAAGAUUCUCCUGAUGAUGUUGAGGGGCUGGAUUCCUCAGCUGCACAUGUUGCAAAUUUAUUGUCUACCGAACCUGCAGACAUCAAGCUUGGCGUUGGUGGCUUUAGUAUGGGUGCUGCUACUGCGCUUUACUCUGGUACUUGCUUUGCUCAUGGAAAAUAUGGAAAUGGCAAUCCAUACCCUGUGAACCUAAGUGUGGCUGUUGGUCUCAGUGGCUGGCUCCCAUGUGCCAGGUCAUUGAAGAACAAAAUUGAGAGCUCACAGGAGGCUGCACAGAAGGCUUCAUCAUUACCCCUUAUGCUUUGUCAUGGAAAAGCUGAUGAUGUGGUCCUCUACAAACAUGGAGAGAGAUCUGCUGAUGCACUUAAGUCAACCGGGUUUGCAAAUGUGGAAUUCAAGUCCUACAGCAGACUCGGGCACUAUACCGUUCCAGAGGAGAUGGACGAAGUCGUCAAGUGGCUU
Triticum urartu is the source of this 1045-nucleotide messenger RNA. NCBI's taxonomy places the organism in Eukaryota, Viridiplantae, Streptophyta, Magnoliopsida, Poales, Poaceae. The record is from RefSeq and is a predicted model, not a curated record.